Molecule: messenger RNA, 2352 nt
Organism: Purpureocillium lilacinum
Lineage: Eukaryota; Fungi; Ascomycota; Sordariomycetes; Hypocreales; Ophiocordycipitaceae
Molecular function (GO): polygalacturonase activity
Source: RefSeq, a predicted model, not a curated record
AUGAUGGGGCUGUCGACCCUACUUACAGCCUCUGUGCUGGCCCUCCAGCUGUUCUGCCUCCCAACCGACGCCAAGUGUCAGCCUAAGACGAGCGUUCAGCAGGAUGCCACCAACGCAGCUGCUUCCGACUGGUGGAUGUCCGGCGUGAAGCGCCAGGGCGCCGUUGCCUUCGGCGGCCAGGGCGACUACAAGGUGUUCCGCAGCGUCAAGGACUACGGCGCCAAAGGCGAUGGAAGCACCGACGAUACCGCCGCCAUCAACUCGGCCAUCACUGAUGGAAAUCGCUGCGGAAAGGGCUGCGACUCCAGCACUGUCACGCCUGCCAUCGUCUACUUCCCGCCCGGUACUUAUGUCGUCUCCAAGCCCAUUGUCGCCUACUACUACACUCAGCUCAUCGGCGACUUCAAUUCGGUCCCGACCCUCAAGGCUGCCGCCAACUUUGAAGGCAUCGCCGUCAUCGACUCCAAUCCCUACGACAACACCGGUAACAAUUGGUUCACCAACCAGAACAAUUUCUUCCGCCAGGUUCGCAACUUCAAGAUCGACCUCACCGGCCAGCCCAAGACCACGGGUACCGGCAUUCACUGGCAGGUGGCACAGGCCACGUCCCUGCAGAACAUCGAGUUCAACAUGAUCCAGGACCGCAGCGAGGACAACAAGCAGCAAGGCAUCUUCAUGGAGAACGGCUCUGGAGGCUUCAUGACCGACCUCACCUUCAACGGUGGUGCUCUUGGAGCCUUCUUCGGCAAUCAGCAGUUCACCACUCGCAACCUCAAGUUCAACAACUGCAACAAGGCCGUACAGUUGCAGUGGAACUGGGCGUGGACCUUCCACGGAAUCUCCAUCAAGGACUGCGGUGUCGGCAUCGACAUGUCCCAGAGCGACAACGGCGCGCAAAACGUGGGCUCUGUGCUCCUCCUGGACAGCACCAUCGCAAACACUCCUGUCGGCAUCAUCACCGUCUAUAACCCCGAGCAGCAGGGCACCAACGGCACCCUCAUUCUCGACAAUGUCGACAUGACGUCCAACGUCCCCGUUGCCGUCAAGAACGGAGGUACCGGUCAGACCAUCCUGAAUGGCAACUCGCUCGUCGCUUCGUGGGUCCAGGGUCGCUCGUACAAGGGAACUACCGGCACCGCGGGACAGGGCACUCGCACACCGGUCACCAAGCCUGCCGCUCUGACCGACGACAGCGGCAAGAUUGUCACCAAGAGCAAGCCCCAGUACGGCGAUGUGCCCGCUUCCAAGUUCAUCUCGGUCAAGGACAAGGGCGCCAAGGGUGAUGGCAAGACUGAUGACACUGCCGCGUUCCAGGCAGUCUUUGACAACAUCGGCGCGGAUGAGGUCGUCUACGUUCCCCACGGUGCCUACAUCAUCACCGACACCGUCAAGGUCCCCAAGAACGUUCGAGUGGUCGGCGAGAUUUGGGCGCUUAUCAUGGCUGGUGGCGACAAGGCAUUCAAGGACCAAGACAACCCCAAGCCUGUUUUCCAGGUCGGCCAGCCUGGCGAUGUUGGCACGGUUGAGAUGCAGGACCUCAUGUUCGAGACGCAAGGCCCCCAGCCCGGUGCCAUCCUCAUGGAGUUCAACGUGGCCGGUCAGUCAAAGGGCGCCGCCGGGCUCUGGGAUCUCCACUUCCGUGUGGGCGGUUCUGCCGGCACCCAGCUGCAGUCCGACAAAUGCAGCAAGACCCCCGACGUGCAGACUCCGGCCAAGCCCGAGUGCAUCGGCGCUUUCAUGCUGCUGCACAUCACAGCCUCUGCAAGCCCCUACCUCGAGAAUGUCUGGGCGUGGGUCUCCGACCACGAGCUCGAUCUGUCGGACCACAACCAGAUCAACAUCUUCAACGGCCGCGGCAUUCUGAUUGAGAGCACCAAGGGCGCAUGGCUUUGGGGAACGUCAUCUGAGCACAGCGUGCUGUCCAACUACCAGUUGAACAAGGCCCAGAACGUGUACAUGGCGCUGAUUCAGACGGAGACGGCCUAUUUCCAGGGCAACCCCGACGCCAACGUGCCGUUCAAGGUGAACGCCAAGUACUCGGACCCCGACUUCUCCAAGUGCACGUCCAAGAUUUGUGCCCGUACUUGGGGCUUGCGCAUCCAGGACUCCAAGGACAUUUUCGUCUACGGCGGAGGUCUUUACAGCUUCUACGACAACUACGACCAGACGUGUGUCCCGGCCAACAAUUGCCAGGAGAACAUGGUUGCGAUUGACAACUCGAGCGUGGAGCUGUUCGGCAUCACGACCAAGGCAAGCAUCGCCGUCAUCACGCUCAACGGCGGAGCCGCAGCCAAGGAUUCCGACAAUAGGAGUACCUUUGGCGCUUGCGUUGCUGUCUUUGAGGCGUCGUAG